AUGAUAUAAUUCUAUUAGUAUCCUAAUAAUGCAAUUAAAAAAUGUUAAGAAGAAUCAAAUUUAGAGUAAAAUAAUAAGAAUUUACAGUAUCCUCUUAUGAACGAGACUUCUAGAGGAUAAGGCUUGAUCAUAUAAAAUGCACAUUCUAUUCCACAUACUAUUGGUUAGUUUUAAACAGAAGAUGAAGAAGAAUUAAAAGAUAAAAGUUGUGAGAUUUAAUUAUCUUCUGAAGAGACUCUUAAGAGUGUAGAAUAUUAAGUGACUAAUAUUUGUCGAUUCAAGGCACAGUGCUUUGAAGCUUUCUAUCUUUUAGGGGAAAUCUUCGUAGAUUUUACCUAAAAAGAGAAGAGCUUAGAAGAUAAAACAUCAUUUUGGAACUAAUGCAAAUAAUGGACACAAGGAGUUAUUGACUUUGAUAAUAGGAUAUUGACAUUUUAACUGGAUAGCAAGACAUAACCUUUGCAAGAUGUUAAUAAAUACAAAAAAAGAUACCUUUCAUAUCCUGAUUAAACAAUACAUAGCUUAUUUCAAAUCAUUGAGUACUACUUAAGUGUUUAGAAUCAAAUUUUGCAAAUGUAGAAAUUAUAUUGUUAGUAAAUAAAAUAAAACGAAAAUCUGUAAGGCGAGAUGUGUAUAAGGAAGAUCAUGUUUGACAAUUAUGUUAAACAAUAUUUAACAACAUUUUAGAAAGAUGAAAUGUACAUAGGAGCCAAUAUAGGUCCAAACCUCGAAAAGGAGUGUUUUUUAAGCUAUAAUACAUUUGUUAGUGAAGCAUUUUGUAUGCUGUUAGGUAGAUCUUUAAGUUAAAUGAAUGAGCUAUACUAAAGAAAUGGAGGUUAUAAUUAUUUAGACUAUGAAUCAAACAUGGAAAUUAACAAAAAAGUAAUUAAAAAAUUGCUGAUUGAUGUGUAUAAAUUGCCAAAUCUUCCUGAAUUUAUUACAUUUGAAGAUACAAAUAAACCCUUUAAAUUGAAAUUCAUAACUUAUGACGAAAUGACCUUUUAUGCAGAUGUAUAACUUAAAAUUCUUUCAUUACAAGAUAUAAUUCCUCAGAGCUCGGUUGAAUUUGUGUCAGACUUUUCUAUGGCUUUAUUAAAAAUAGAUGUCUCAGCCACCACUCUAUAGUAAAUUAUUAGCCUUAGACAAAAUAGUAUUUAGUAUGAAAGUGAUAUAGAGUCAAUUAACUACUUAGAAUAUACUUUAUUAUCUGAAAUCUUUUAGAAAAAGAUGGGAGAACUAAAAAUUUAAAAGUAUUAAAAAAAAUAAUGA
Messenger RNA from Tetrahymena thermophila SB210, 1269 nucleotides. RefSeq lists its product as hypothetical. The record is from RefSeq and is a predicted model, not a curated record. The transcript has a single exon. NCBI's taxonomy places the organism in Eukaryota, Ciliophora, Oligohymenophorea, Hymenostomatida, Tetrahymenidae.